Messenger RNA from Oncorhynchus kisutch (coho salmon), 4825 nucleotides. RefSeq lists its product as uncharacterized. NCBI's taxonomy places the organism in Eukaryota, Metazoa, Chordata, Actinopteri, Salmoniformes, Salmonidae. The record is from RefSeq and is a predicted model, not a curated record. Bases 151 to 2451 code for a protein of 766 amino acids. The transcript has 4 exons.
AUGCAUGCGCACCCAACGUAUCUAUGUGAUUGGGGACUAGGGAGGAUGCUAUGAGAGAAGAGCCGGGGUCGCGUGUGAUUCAAUGCAUUUCAGUGGCGUUUAUGCCAAUACUUAUCGCGUCUGCUCUAGUUAACUUCAGACAAGUUUGCCAUGCAGAUCGAUGAAUCCAACCGAGACCCACCACACACACCCACAGAAACGCAAAUAUGUUCACUCUCCAAAUCAAACCUGAAUUACUCGCGACGGGUGGCCGCAUGGUUGAGUUCUCCACUUGUCAGUGUAGUUCAAAUAAUAUGUAGGCGCCUGGGUAAAUUGGAGAUGAUAUCCUUUUGGUUGCUCUGUUGGAGACUGCUGAGAGCCACAGCUGGAGUGAAGACGAUAAAGGGGAAUGAAGUGAUUGAGGGCUGCAGUGCUAUCGACACUCCACAAGAGAAAGAAAAAGAACAAGAAUCCCAAUCUGGGGUCAUAGCCAUGGAGACCAGCCAGCUUUCAGAGAUGGCGAACCUAACAGACUAUAAAAUGGAUUCUGGGGAAACAGAGGACCAGAGACACCUGCUUAGCGAAAGCGAGGAAGAAUGUGACCGAGAACCUUUCGCAGAAUACAGAGGAACAAGAGAGAACUUAAAAACAUCAGUGGAUGAACCGGACGAAGAUGAUGAAAGUGGUGAGGUGAACAGAGAGGAGGAGACUCACAACUUUGAGACAGGACGAAAUGAUUUCAGUCUAACACAGUUACUCAACUCCUCAAGUAUAUUUGGUAGUGAACCCGUUUGCAAGGUGGAAGACCUGCUUGCACAAGGUCACCUGGGCAACUCUUCUCCAUCAGAAGUGACGGUGACACAAGAGUCCAUCUUGGAGCAGCGCAUCCGAGAGGAGGUCUCCUCAGAUGUCUCAACAGGGUCCUGUCACGACCCUGACCGAGACGACCUGAGUGACUGUCUCCAGGUAGAAAUGGCCAUCGUGUCAUCAGACAGCGAGGCUGACGACCAGUGGAGGUCCACUUUUGCCUCUACAGUCAACAAGGAGGAAGGCUGUGAUGGAAAUGCUCAAGAUGCCCUCGAGAAGGACAGAGCCGCAGGGGAGGCAGAGAAUGGGGCCAAGGGUGAAACUGGAGAUAGUCCUCGCGUUCUUGAACAACCCGAUUGCCCGACAGAAUGCGAGAUCCAAGACAUGCCCUCUGGCAAGUUCCAGGGCUUAUCCAAAAUUCCAGAGGAUGAAGAAGAGGUCAGCCAAGGCAGGACUCGCAAAGUGAGUCGUUCUACAUCUGCAAGCUCUUCUGCAAGCUCUGACCCCGACAAGAAGGUUCCUAAAGACUACUGUGUGAUACAAGAAAUGAAGAGCAAGAACAUUAGUACAGAGCAUGUGGACUUCCAGGGGGCUCGGAAGCAGUGGCGUCAAAUGGAGGAGCAGACCCAAGGAGAGGUCCAGGUCCACCAGCCCACUGUCAGACAGCAGGGGAUGUGCCAGGGAGGUCACAGCGCCAUGUACACACCCGUCAGGAACAUUGACCGACCCAGGAGGGACCCCGAAAUUGACAGCCUUGCCCUUGGUGACUUUCAACACUCUCAGUUCAGCCCAUGUUCAGAAGACUCAGGUAUGGAUGACUUCAGCUACAGGUCCCUUUACGAGGACUCAGACAACCCUGUCGAAAGGGAGAUACGGCAGACCAUAGAGCGUGAGGAGAACUUCAGGCGUGAGAGAGAGAUUGCCAAACAGGGUCAAGCUGGAGAAUCAUCUGCACAUUCGAAAACCCGACCAACUACUCUCUACCCCGGCAAGUACGGCAAAGGCCUUUGCCAUGAGGUGGAAGAGAAACGGAAGAUGUUUGAGUCUAGUGAUCCCGGAUGCAGGCCUUUGAGGUCUCCCAAAGCAAAGAACCCAACAGUCUCCAUAUCCACCUCCCCAUCGCCCACACCAAGGGGUGCAACCUACCAUGAGAUGACCGCCCAAAAUGUUAUCAUCCUGGAGCCGGACUCCUACCCCACCAGCCCGAGGCACCGCACCCGGGGAUCCUUGCUAUCUCCGGGGCCCAGCAGGUACAGUGAGUGGCCCUUGGAGACGUCAGCCAACGUCAUCAUUUUGGAGACGUCCAACCUGAUCAUCCGGAGUGCCUCUGAGUUCUGCCUGAGCUCGGCCUCCUGCCAGGAGACCCAGGAGAGCACAUUUCUCAACAACCCCUUCUUCAAGCUGCGCUCACGGAGCUCCAUGUCCCUGGUGGACCAGGAGAUUAAGAUGGUGAAGCAGAGGGAGGAGGAGUGGAGGAGGCAGAAGAGCCAGAUGCAGACCAAGGAGAAGUACGACACCGUCCUGGUGUCCCCAAACCUCCUUGAUAACCUGAGCUUUGAUAAAGCAGAAGUGCCACUGAAAUGUGUGUCUUCCCCUUCAUCACCAUCAAGGACUCGAAAGCUGGACCGCUCCGCCCUGUCAUGUGACCAUAGGUUUUACAGGUGAAACUCUUUCCUCCAGUUCCCAGAAUCACUCUCCCCAGGACCAAGGAAAAAGAAUGCCAUGGCUCAGAGAUGGGAGGCAGGACUAUUUGUCAACCAUGAAAAAGAGUAACAAACCAGAAUAAUACCGUGCCAUACUACAGAUGCCAACUUCCUGAACUUUAGAUGUUUUCCAGUUCUAUUGAUACAGCUUGAAUAUUUACCGGUACUGUAGCUUUAAAGUUAUUGUGAAACAAAUGUAAAUUAAAUUGUAAGAGAUGAGAAUUUGAAGACAGAUGGACUGCCAGAUGCUUUUUGAUGUGACAAGUAUGUGAUUAUAUUGUCUGGUUAAGAUUUUUACAUUUUUUAAGUAGUGUCUUGUUAUACAAAAGAUAUUGCAUUUUUGUAUUGUGUUCUAAACACUUUAAAUUAAAAGGCUAUGAGAAAUGUGGUAGACUUACACCAGCGACCGAGUCGUUUUUUUGUCAAAUGUAUAUAUUACCUGCAUAAUUAACUUCAUGCCAAGUGUUUAAUAUGAUAGCCACUUAUAGUAUAGGAUAUUCAAAGCUUGACCUGACAUUGCCAUUUUGAGAUGCCUUUUCAAUGCCUUUUUUUUUUUUUACCUUCAAAUGUGAUAUUUUUUGGGUUGCAGUUGGUUUAGUAUUACUUGCUAAACUAGCACAAAACUCCCAAGUGGAAUACUUUAAUGUUUAAAUGGCAUUCAUCAUUUUAAGUGUUGUUUCAUGGAGAAAGUGUUUUUGUUCAUUCUCAAUUGAAAAUGCUACACCAAAAUAAAGUUGGAUUGACAUUAAGGACAAUAAUUGGCUGUGUCCUUCUGUUACCUAGAAAUGCAUGUGCCUGUCAGUGUGUAUUGAUUGGGAAGCUAGCUGUAAAUCCAAUCAAAUGUACAGCCAUAGGAAGGGAGUUACAUUUGGAAAGUUAUUUAUUUAACAAUAUUAUACUACAGGAUCAUUUGUUCCGGAAACAUAAUUCAACAAAGUGAAUUUGUAAUUAUUCAUUAACAUUGUGGGAAUAAAUUCUCCCAUAUAUAUAUAUAUAUAUAUAUAUAUUCAUUCAGCAACACUUUGCAGAUGUAAAAUGUAAUGUAAUAAACAUGAACUCAUGGGACAAGGCUGUAUCGAGAUAUUGAAAUGCAUUACACACUCAGUGGACAGUUUAGGUACACCCAUCUAGUACCGAGUCAGACCCCCUUUUGCAUGCAGAACGCCUGAAUUCUACAAGGUGUCAAACGUUCCACAGGGAUGUUGGUCCAUGCGGACAUGACGGCAUCAGAGUUCAUGUAGAUUGGAUGGCGGUACAUUCAUGCUGCGAACAUCCCGUGCCAUCUCAUCCCAAAGAUGCUCUAUUGAGUUUGGUCAGGAACAAUGUUCAGAUACCAAUUGAGCAACAACUGCCACAGCGUAUCAAGGGACCUAACACAUGGCAGGAAAACAUUCCCCACACCAGCCUGUACCGACGACACUAGGCAGGAUGGGUCCAUGGACUCUGCUACUUAUGCCAAAUCCUGUCUACCAUUAGCAUGACACAACAGGAACCGGGAUUCUUCAGACCAGGCAAUAUUUUUUUUUUCCACUCGUCAAUUGUCCAGUGUUUGUGAUCACGUGCCCAAUGAAUUGUUUAUAGCUGAAAGGAGCGGUUGUCUGCUGCAAUAGCCCAUCCGUGACAAGGAUAGCAGAGUUUUGCGUUCCGAGAUUCCAUUCUUCACACCACUGUUGUACUGCGCCAUUGUUUGUGGCCCACCUGUUAGCUUGCACAAUUCUUGCCAUUCUCCUUAGACCUUACAUCAACGAGCUGUUUCCGCCUACAGGACUGCCACUGACUCGAUGUUUGUUUGUCGCCCCCAAACGUGUGUGUGUGUGUGUACAGCCCAGCCAUUUCUGAGAUACUGGUACCAGUGCGCCGGCACUGACAAUCAUACCACGCUCAAAGUCGCUUAGGUCACUCGUUUCGCCCAUUCAAAUGUUCAGUCGAACAGUAACUGAAUGCCUCGAUGCCACAGGAGGUUGGUGGGACCUUAAUUGGAGAGGACAGGUUUGUGGUAAUGGCUGGAGGCAUUAGUGGAACGGUAUCAAAUAUGUCAAACAUGGCUUCCAUGCGUUUGAUACCAUUCCAGUCGCUCGGUUCAGGCCAUUACUACGAGCUGUCCUCCCCUCAGCAGCCUCCUGUGCUCAAUGCCUGUCUGCUUGCUUUACAGUAUAUACACUAAGCCACGUGACUGUCUGAAGGAGCAAUCUAUUUUUGUGAACGGGACGGUAUACCUAAUAAACUGGCUGCUGAGUGUACAACUGCAUUUCUUGAGAAGUUGGGAUAAGAACAUUGGUGCAAAAUCAAUAGUGCAGAAAUACUUUUGAUGUGUGUGUGAAAUGGAUAAUCUAUCC